AUGGCUCCUGCCCACGAUGGCUGCAAUUUUGAGAUCACCUCCCGCUGGGAGGAGAUCCUUGAGUGGUGCCCGAUGCCCUCUCCAACCUCACCUGUCUCAACUUCUGCCUCCGGAGCUUUGGUCCGCCAUGCUCUAUCAUGCCCAAGUACGCCUUUACCACAAUCAAGAGCAUCAUCGACAAGCGGACAGUCGGCUGUUACUCCAUCCGCAGCUGCUCAAUCCGGACGCUUCUCGGAAACAACCAAGACCCAGGUAAAAGCCAUAUAUGAUGGUUCCAAGAGAUGCUGGGUUUGUCGCGGGGGAAUGGCCGACUGUGCGCAUGUUCUUGCCAUGGAAGACGACCAAACGGACCGCUGGGAUAAGGCGGGCCUCAUCCCACCUGGGACCAAUCUCAAGAACUCCUGA
Messenger RNA from Penicillium mononematosum, 405 nucleotides. RefSeq lists its product as uncharacterized. NCBI's taxonomy places the organism in Eukaryota, Fungi, Ascomycota, Eurotiomycetes, Eurotiales, Aspergillaceae. The transcript is spliced from 3 exons. The record is from RefSeq and is a predicted model, not a curated record. The coding region runs from base 1 to 405 and encodes 134 amino acids.